Messenger RNA from Aureobasidium musti, 2286 nucleotides. The record is from the annotation of a GenBank genome assembly. Lineage: Eukaryota; Fungi; Ascomycota; Dothideomycetes; Dothideales; Saccotheciaceae.
AUGGAUGAAACAACAACUCUCCACACGUCUGCCUCUAGCAGCGACAUCAAGCGCGAUUCUGCCAUUGCCAAAGCCACCACCAACAAUGUCGCUGCACCAAAACUGACUCUUGCCCCGAGUGCGAGUGUGCCGUCGAUCAUUGUCCACGAUGCCAUCGCCGCUUCGACCAAAACCAAACGAAGUCCACCUUCUCUCUUGCGACGCAAGUCUAGUAAGCCUGUCGACGAAGACAGCGACGCCGAUCUCGACAGCCAGCCUUUUCCUACCAAUUCCCACUCUCGCAUCCGCUCCUUUCACCCCAUAGACAUGGACAUCCCCACCACCACCGACUUUGCCGAUCUCACAUCGCCCGACUCGCUCAAGUUUUCGACACGCGGUAGCAUCAUGUUGAAUUCCAAGAAGCUGGCAAAGAUGAUGAGAGCCCAUGACGGCGAUAUGACCGAUGGCGAUGUUACCGACAACGACUUCCACACGGCUCCCAAUUCGCCCACCUUUUCUCCACCCAUGCAAGCCCCGCCAUCUCCUCCACUAUCACCUACUCCGUCAUCCCCGAAACAGAAUCCGAAGCGUCUGACAACUGGUCCUCGCGUGCCGAGCGUACACAUGCUGAAUGCAGUUCUUGAUGGUCGUCGCGUGCUAUCGGCUGAAGAGAGGACCUUCUCGCAAAAAGUGAGGUCCAUGUACAAGUAUGGCGACGAGAGGGCUGCUGAGUGGACCGUCUCUGGCGACAUGGAACGAGAUGACACUCCCGAACCGCCCACUCCUUCGCGCUCUAUUACCAACCCUCGCCGAAGACCCGUCACGAGUCGAAGUGCGAGACCCCAGGAUUUCCAUGAUAGAUUCAGCUUUAUCCAGAAUGAGCAUGAAUGUGCUGGCGGUGUUGAAGAUUGGGAAGAUCUUUCUGGCAAAGACAUUGAUCGCUAUGGCUUCAUCAACCCGACCAAGUUCAUUUCUACCGAAGGCUCGCAAAGCACGUCUGUGAAGCCUAGUCUUCAGCGUGUUACCACAUCGCUUCAGCUCUUAUCCAGCAGUCCGCGCAGGCGCAGAGGCUUGAUUAGAGGUCCUUCUACUGCCAGAUCCUCGCGCUCUCUACCACCUCCUACUCGUACCAACACUCGCACCACUGUCGCUUCCUCUCCCUCCGGCCAUGCUGCCUCCGUAUACUCCUUUCAAUCCAGCCAAUCACAACAUCGCUCCCACAACCCUUUCCGAUCACGCGACCGCCGCUUGCUUGAUGAAGCGAGCGACAUGCUCACAUUGCCCGCCUGUCUCGAUAACCUCGCAGAAGAGGAUGCGCAUGAAAUAUUUUUGAGGAGGCGCGAAAUUCAGCGCGAAGAAAAGUGGCGUAGAAUGGCUCGCUUGAUGCCUCAAGGCGCAAGAGGUGGCGGUAUGAAUUUCGAGUUUGACGUUACAGAUCCAAAGCUUGUGGCGCGUACUUGGAAGGGUGUACCUGACAAGUGGCGAGCAACCGCAUGGCAUGCCUUCUUGUCUGCUUCAGCCAAGCGUCGAGGAGGAUGCCAGACCGACGAAGAGCUUAUUGAAAUCUUCCACGAAUUGCAGGAAGAAAGCUCUGCCGAUGAUGUACAGAUUGAUGUCGAUGUUCCUAGAACGAUCAGCAUGCACAUCAUGUUCCGUCGGAGAUACAGAGGUGGCCAGCGCCUACUUUUCCGCGUACUCCACGCCAUCUCUGUACACUUCCCUUCCACUGGAUACGUCCAAGGCAUGGCUUCUCUGGCUGCCACUCUGCUCUGCUAUUACGAUGAAGAGCACACUUUCAUCAUGCUCGUACGCAUGUGGGAGCUGCGUGGGCUCAAAGUUCUCUACGAGCAUGGCUUCUCGGGUCUUAUGACAACGCUCAAAGAGUUUGAGACCGACUGGCUAGCUAAUGACCAAGACCUCAAGGCCAAACUGGAUGAUUUUGGCAUCGACGCCAUGACAUAUGGUACCAAAUGGUAUCUCACACUCUUCAACCUCAGCAUGCCUUUCCCAGCACAACUACGCGUCUGGGACGUGUUUAUGCUGUUGGGUGAUGCUAAUUUCCCUGGCAAUCCACCACCUGCUCGUGAAAGCAAAUCUACUUUCGACGGCGCUGAUCUGAGUGUUCUACACGCUACCAGUGCUGCAUUGGUCGACGCCACAAAGUCUCUCAUCGUUGAGGGCGACUUUGAGAACGCGAUGAAGGUGCUCACUAGUUGGGUACCCGUACGAGACGAAGACAUGCUGAUGCGUGUCGCAAAAGCCGAGUGGAAGAUCCACAUGAAGAAUCGGAGACAUGCUUCGGCUUGA